AUGAGAAAAGUAGUGCGUUCAGUGAAAGUUGGUUUCAUUCGAAGAGGUUCAAUACCUACGGGAAGAAACGAAAGUGAAACGUCGUCCGAUCUUGAGCUGCAGUCACAACACCAGGCAACGAACAAUCAGCGUUUUGAAAAACGAAUAAGUCAAAGUGCUCGUUAUCAAGCUGAAGUUCACGAAGAAAAACCGCCUUUGAAAUUUGGAACAACUAAAGCUGUUCGAUUACACCAUGUAGAAGAACCAAAUAAUGGCCAUCAGCCACAUUCAAACAUGUCGAAUUCAACAAUGCCUUCAUCAUUUUCCCAGCAGAAAAAUUAUAACACAACGGCUGUUGAACAUUCAGAUGUAGGAAAAAGCAGUCUGAAUGAAAUAGCAACAACAUCAAAGUGGUCAACGAGAAAGAAAGUUUUAGUGGGUAGCAUGGUAGGUGUAUCGAUUGCGGCUGUUAUCACCGUUACAAUUGUUCUCAGUAUUUUACUUACGAAAUCAACAGGAUCAACAUCUACAACCACUGCAUCCUCUGUAGUAGUUAGUGCAUAUUGGACUUUUGAUACUACGGUAGUAGAUUCAUACGGUGUCUAUAAUGGCCAAUUAGUGAAUGGUACGCUAUAUACUUCUGCAUCUGCAACUAACAUGCCAUAUGUUGGAGUUGGUCAAGCACUUGAUCUAACGGCAACACUAUUCAAUUCAUUCAUGGUUUCAUCUCCAUUUUUUGAUUUAAGUAACACAAGUUUCACCAUUGAAGCUUGGAUCUAUAUCAAGGCGUCUAGCAGUGAUCGUGGGAUAUUCGGUCAAUGUUCAUGUUCAACCUGUGCAUAUCAGUGUUUGUAUUUGAUUAUUAGAAAUAAUCGUUUAUAUAUUGAUUUCACUUCAAAUCAUUUGUCUGGCUCAACGAUCUUAUACAAUAGUACUUGGUAUCAUAUUGCAUUUGUUUACAAUUAUGGAACACAACAGCAAAUCUUAUAUGUUAAUGGUGUUGUAGAUGCAAUUAAGUCAAAUGCACAACCAUAUCAAGGACAAAAUGGAAGUAUUACAAUUGGUUCAAGUACAGUUUCUUCUACACAAAUAUAUUUUAGUGGUUAUAUCGACAAUCUAUUGUUAACAACAGAGGCAAAAUCUUCCACAGGCAUUCUAAGCGAUGCAUCGUUGAUGGCUUAUUAUGCAUUUGAUUCAUCGAAUCCUACUGGUGACAGUGGCCCAAAUGGAAUAGCUGGAGCAGCAACUAAUACACUGUCAGUUACUGGAAAAGUAAAUGAAGCAUACCGCUUCACUGGAUCCUCCUAUUUUCAUGCGUAUGGCUUCUACCAGAUUCCUUAUGGUGUUAUUAUGGGAAAACCAUUUUCAAUAGCUUUGUGGAUCAGUCCAUCAUCAAGCGGUAGUUCAGCUAUUGUUCAAAUGAUCGCUUCAAGUAUGUCAUCAUUUUCUUGUGAAUCUUUGCUAGGUAUAUACUCAGCCAAUGCAUUAGCGGGACAGAUAUUUGUGCGCAGUAUUAGUGGAGGUGGAGCAUAUAUAACUGGCCCAUUUAUAACACAAAAGACAUGGACCCACGUUUCAGUGACAUAUGGUGUAGGAAAUGGGUAUACAUUGUAUGUUAAUGGAGUUUGUUUUGGAGCAACCGGUAGUAUAGGCGAAUCUCAAAGCGGCACAUUUGCAAACCUCUACAUAGGUGGUGGUGUUGGGUGUUUCCAAAGUUCUAUUACUAAUUACUAUCAAGGGUUGAUUGAUGAAGUCUAUAUUUACAAUCGAGAACUAUCACAAUCAGAUGUUACUCAACUAGCUAAUCCGUGA
Rotaria socialis is the source of this 1791-nucleotide messenger RNA. The record is from the annotation of a GenBank genome assembly. Lineage: Eukaryota; Metazoa; Rotifera; Eurotatoria; Philodinida; Philodinidae.